AUGACUCUAGACCAUGCUAAGGUUGUUAUUGUAGAGCUAGUAGAGACCUACAACACCUUUGGCAGCCAUACUACAAGUGGUGAUGGGACUUAUUAUUUCACUGUGGUAGCAUAUAACAGAGCUCUGGAUCCCUCAGAUCCAGUUUGUUCAGAUGGAGUAACCAUAGACAGUUCAGUCCCAGGAGUUCAGGAAAUAGUUGUGAAAGAUUCUCAUAUCACGGGAGGACUAAUAAAAGAUUCCACAAGUACUAACUAUUACAUUUUGGGAUCUGAUCGUAUGAGGAGACUAAUACCUAAUCCCACUGCAGGUUGUGUGAGUAAAGCAACAUCACUGAACGACAUAGAUCUAUACCCUCAGGAAAAGUUUGACAAUGGAAGUCUGGUAGAAGUGGAUGGAAAUGUUUUCUGUGGUAACUCUUCGGGUGCACCAAGUAACAUAGGAUUAACAUUGUAUAAAUCUUCUUUGAUGGAGAUAUCUUGGGAACCUGUAGAAAUUCCAGCCAAAGUAUAUGAUUAUGAACUAGGAUUUUCAUCAACAUCAGGAAGUGCUGCACCAGAUAUCAUGGCAUUUGAAUCAACAAAACAACAUGCCCACCACAGAGUGGUUCAUACAAACAUACCAGAUGGAACACAAUUCUAUAUCAUAAUAAAAAGCAUCAGUAAAUCUAACGUAGAAGGAUUAACAACUUUAGGUCCAUGUUUUAUGGAUACAACACCACCAGAGUUUGUUGGUAGCAGCAGUGUAUUUACAGUAGAAUUGUCAGGGGACUACCUUAUAACUUCAUGGCCUGAAGACGCUGUCUCCGACAGUGAAGAAUUCUUCCAGCUUGACUACAACUUUGCUGUUGGUCACACAGCAUAUGGUACAGACAUACAAGAUUUCCAACCAUUACAGUCAGGAGAUAGCUGUACCUUGACUUAUCCACCAAACUGUACUGCAGUCGAUAUAACAAAUAUGGACUGGUUUCUGCAUGGCCAUCACUCAUACUAUGUGUCAAUCAAAAUAACUAACAGUGCAGGACUGGUAACCAUUCAGACAUCUGAUCCAUAUAUUCAUGAUGUUCAAUUGCCAGCUGAGGGAGUUAUUAUAGAUAUUGACCCACAGAAUUUUGUCACUGAUAUUCCAUUAAAGGACAUAGAAGAUAUAGAUUUUCAGACAUCUGCUAACAGCUUGUCAGCUCGAUGGUCAGGAUUUGCUCAUCCACAUUUAGAUGUGACGUACAAUAUAAGUAUUGGUACAACGGUAGGAGGAAGUGAUGUAGUGUCUAUGAAAGAUGUCGGUACAAGUUUGUCUCACGAAGAAUUAGGAUCAACUCUGACACCAUUUGAGACAUACUAUUUAACUGUGACUGCUAUAAGUUCAGCAGGUGAUACAGCAGUGUCGUCUGAUGGUGUAACCAUAGUAACAGAAAAUGAUGCCCUAUCAGGAAUUACAAUCAAUGAUGGGAAACCCUGUAAUAUGACUGAUAUAACUUUGGGCCAUCAUGAAGAUGACAACAGAAUAUAUUGUGCAGAUGAUGUUGAUGUUCAGAUGUCCACUAGCUCUCUUAAAGCGUACUGGUCUGUACCAGUAGGUCUACAACCAUACACAAGAGAUGCUUACAUUGCUAUAGAAAAAAGAACUGGAACUGGAAAUAUGUGGACUACUUUUAGAGAUUUUGUGCAUUAUUCAACCGUUUUUGAUGUUAGUAUAGAUGAUCUGAUAUUAGAUCCAGGAAUUAAAUACCGUAUUGUACUGAAACUGUGUGCGAGGACCAUUUGUUUCCAAACUAUCCACACGGAUGGUGUCAUGGUGAUAGCAAAUCCUCCCACAGCAGGAGACAUUACCAUAGAACAUCUAAAUACCACAGAAGGAAAUGGGGUUGAGAAGUUAUUGGUGUCUUUCAAUCAAUUUUAUGACCCUGAUAUUGAAGAUACGAAAGAAAAAUAUGAUGCUGUUGACAAGUAUGAGUUUGCCAUCACAGAUAACUCUAUACACGGAAAGCCCUACAUGACAUGGACUAAUCUAGUCACCUUUACAACUACUGCAAAUCAGAUAUCAUUUGAAUAUGGAUUUAAUGGUACAAUGGAUUUUUCAAAAUGUAAAAGAUUUUCUAUAAGAGGAUACAACAAUGUCAAGUUAUACACAACCAUAUCUACUGAGGUUAAAGACUGUGAUGCAUAUAACCCUGUACUGAUAAUACCUAAUAUUGUCAUUGAUGCUGUUGGAGCUCCUGAUGCUUUAGAUAGUCAUGGGAAACUGAUUUAUCUGGAAGAAAAUGCAUAUUGGCCAGAGCCAGACAUGGAUUAUACCCCAUACAAGAAUCUAAUAUCUGCUGUGUGGCCUACUCUACGUCAUAAGGAUUAUGAUUAUGCUAUAUUAGAUGCAAAGACUGUAGAUGUAACAACAUACUACCGUCAGAUAAGCCAGCUGAAUUUAGAAAAGCCUUGUGAUCAUCCUGACAGUAUAAGAUGUGGCCAUACAAAUAUUUGA
This is a messenger RNA of Mytilus californianus (California mussel), 2472 nucleotides long. RefSeq lists its product as uncharacterized. NCBI's taxonomy places the organism in Eukaryota, Metazoa, Mollusca, Bivalvia, Mytilida, Mytilidae. The transcript has 16 exons. Bases 1 to 2472 code for a protein of 823 amino acids. The record is from RefSeq and is a predicted model, not a curated record. Gene Ontology annotation, molecular function: protein binding.